AUGAUUGAAUGCGAUUAGUAGCUAAUUGAAAAAUUUGAAUAGAUCAUUACAUUGAAUACUGCAAAUAAGCUUAAAUAAGUUCAUUCUAGCAACAUUUUAGGUAUUUAGUAAGGAAUUUUAUAAUUUGAUGUAGAAGAUAAAGGUUUAGGAUAAGAAUUUAGAGUAAAUUUAGAGUAGAAAUCUAAUAAGAAGGUUAUUUUUAACAAUUAUCAUUAUCCUAUUCAUAAUGAUACAAUUUUUAGCAACCUCAAAACACUUAGGUAAAAAGAAUUAAAAUUUACUAUUGAAGAAGAAAUUAACUAACUAGAUUAUGAAGCGCUUAUUGAUGGAUUUGAUAAUAAAAAUUUAAAUAAAGAGUUAGAAAAUUAGUUUACUUUUAAGAGUGUUGAUGAAUUCAAUAUUAGCUCCAAGAAUCCUUUUUCUGUUGGAUUUUAGUUCAAUGAAUUAACAAACGAACUGAUUGAUUUUAAUUAUGAAAUGAUAAAUGUUAACUUUAAAAACUUUUCAUCAGAGGGAUUUACAGGAAAGAUAUUUUAGAUCAGCGAUAAAUCAUCUAAAGUUGAAGACGAAGAUAUUAAUUACAAGACUAAAAAAUAUUUGCCAUACAGCAAUAAAGUUUAAAUAGAGUAGGAUUUCCUAGAUCUUGCAAAUAAUAUUGAUGAAUUUUGCAAAUAAAAUGAUAAACAUAUUAUUUUAUCAGACAAAUAGAAUUUAAAGGAGUUAGAGGCAAUCAAAAUAAGUGGCGAAUAGAAAGUUAAAAUGUUUAAUAAAGUAUAUAAAUAAUUAAAUAUUUUGAAGGUACAAGAAGCAGGUUUAUUUGAUUUUGAGAAGGCAUAGAAAGAAAUCAAAAGUUAAUAUGAAAGUGAAGUUGAAAAAAAAAAAAAAAUCAGUCUUGUCUAUAAAAGUAAGGAAAUUAAUGAAAUUAUUAACUAAGCUAGUCAUAAACUAAAAGUUGAUCAAUUUACUAAUGAAUCUUAAGACAAUAAAAAAGCAUAAAAUUCUCUCUUAUAAAGCAUAGACUAAUAUCAAUGGGCAGAAGAAGAUAAUUAAGAUGUAUCUUAAUUCCACGAUAAAUUGCCUAAAGAAAGAAUGGCUAUUCAGUACCCUUUCGAGUUGGAUAGUUUUUAAAAAAGGUCUAUUUUGAGAUUAGAAGAAGGUCAAAAUGUCUUUGUUUGUGCUCACACUUCUGCAGGUAAAACAGUUGUUGCAGAAUAUUCUAUUGCCCUUGCAAAAAAACACAAAAGAAAAGCCAUAUACACUUCACCUAUUAAAGCUUUGUCAAAUCAAAAGUAUAGAGACUUCAAAAAAAAAUUUGGAGAUGAUGUUGGUAUUAUAACUGGUGACGUCUCUUUAAAUCCUACUGCAAGCUAUCUAAUUGUUACUACUGAAGUUCUUCGUAACAUGCUUUAUAAGGGGCAUGACAUAGUUAGAGAUGUUGCAUGGGUUAUUUUUGAUGAAGUGCAUUACGUAAAUAAUUAAGAUAGAGGUGGUGUCUGGGAAGAAACAAUCAUUUUACUACCGGAAUACAUCGGAUUAGUUAUGUUAAGUGCAACAGUACAUAACUAUAUGGAUUUUGCUAAUUGGGUUGGAAAAACAAAGCAAAGAAAAAUUUAUGUUGAAAAAACUUUGCACAGACCAGUUCCUUUGGAGCAUUCUAUUUAUUAUGAUGGAAAGAUAUUUAUUAUUAAAUCAGAUAAUGAAGGUUUUAACCAAGAAAACUAUGAAAAGAUAAAUAAGUAUAUUAAAGAACAAGAAAGCAAUAAGAAAAAGAUUGUUAAUGCCAAAGAUAAAUUAAAACAAGAGAAAAAAGAUAAAGAAAUUUAUAAAAAUACAAAUCUUUCAUAAAAUGCCAAAGCAAAAUAAAAGUUCAUCUAAGAAAUAUUUAUUAAAUAAAGUAAAAAGACAAAUUUAAGUGGUGGAAACGGACCACUUACAGAGGCUCAAUAAGUCAAAAAUGUAUUAAAAUAUUGCCAAAAGAACGAGCUUUUACCUUGUGUGGUAUUUGCUUUCAGUAAAAAUAUUAUUAAGUAGCUCUCAGAAAGUUUAGGAAAUCUCAACUUGAUUAGCCAUGAAGAAUCAAAAUAAAUUGAAGAAUUCUUUAACAAAGCUUCAUAAAAACUGAAAUCUAAAGAUUUAGAAGUUCAUUAAAUUAGAACUUUGAAAGAUUUGAUGAUGAGAGGUAUUGCUGUCCAUCAUAGCGGUGUCAUUCCUUUUAUAAAAGAAAUAGUAGAAAUUCUGUUUUCUAAAGGUCUUAUCAAAGUUUUGUUUGCUACUGAAACUUUUGCUAUAGGUAUCAAUAUGCCCACUAAGACAGUCAUUUUCUAUAGUUUGAAAAAAUUUGAUAGUUCUCAAUAUAGAAUUUUAAACUCUUCUGAGUACACUUAAAUGAGUGGCAGAGCUGGUCGUAGAGGUUUAGAUUUGAAAGGAAAUGUUAUUAUUUUAGUGACUGAGCCAAAAAGACUUCCAAGUAAAAUGGAACUAACCUAAAUACUUGAUCACAAGGGAGAAAUGCUAUCUUCUAAGUUUAAAAUAACUUAUGAGCUAAUUAUGAAGCUACUUUCUUCAAGAGAACUUGAUGUAACAGAGAUGAUGAAAAAAAGUUAUAGUGAAAAUGAUAAAUAUUCUUAAUUGCCUUUAAAUUUGAAGAGAAUUCAAGAGAUUUAGAAAGGAUUAAAGGAUAUUUAGCAAAUAGUAUGCCCAAUAAAACCUUUAACAAUGCCUACUCUUCCAAUAGAAGAUUUUUACUAAAUCACUUAGUAAAUGCAAUAGGCAAACAAAGCAUAUUGGUCUACCGAAACAAAAUAUCUCUAAGAGGAGUUUGCAAUUCCAAGCUAUUGCCAAUUUAUUGAUGAAGACUAUAAUGAUUAUUUAGGUUUAAUAGUCGAAUUUAUUAAGAAGGAAAAAUAUGAAAAUUAUUUUGUUGUGAUGUUUGCCUACGAAUUUUAAGACAAAAUUGUAUAGCCUAACUUUGAAAAGCUUGGAAGAUCAUGCUUUUUUACAGAAAAUGAUUACAAACCUUAUCAAAUGUAAGUUCAAAAAAAAGAUUAUAUUUAUGAACUAAUUGAAUUACCAGCUAGAAUGAUUUCUAAGAUAUUUGAUGUUGGUUUCGAUGCUAAAAAGACUGGUUUAAGGAAUAAAGAUUAUUUAAAAAAUUGUGUAAUUAAUUUGAUUUACAAGAUGAAAAAUACUUAUUAAGACUACAGAAUGAUUAGAAAUGGCAAAGACCUAAAAUAUAUAAAGAAUAAACAAGAAUUCUUAAAGGAUUACAAAUAAGUCGAAACUGAAUCAAAUUAAAAUGAUAAAGCAAUAUAUGAAUCUUUUCAAGAUGGAUAUGAAAGAUCAUUAUGUUUCACUUGCAAUAAAAAAAUCGAACACUUUAAGUUAAUAUCUCAAAAAAAUGAACUUUAGAUAGAAUUUGAUAAUUUAAUUAAGGUUUUAGAUGAAGAUGAUUUAGCUUAACAUAAAAACUUUUAAGCGAGGCUAAAUCUUUUGAAAUAAUUAAAUUAUUUUGAUGAAGAUGAUCUUCCUUAGCUAAAGACAAGGUUUGCUAAAGAAAUUGAUAAUAUUUAUGUAUCUGAACUCAUAGUUUAAGGAAUUUUUGAUGAACUUGAUGAAGCAGAGGUAGUUGCUAUUUUAAUAGGAUUCGUUACUCAAUACAAUAAAAAAUAUAAUGAAUCAGAUUAUGAUCCCUCUGAAGAUUAUGAAAAUCAUGGAUUUUAGUACUCACUUAAUUUCUUUGAUGCCUAUACCAAAACUAAGGAAAUUCUCAAUAAAAUAAUUUAACUAGAAAUUGAUAAUGAGAUAAUAAUUGUUGGUAAAAUUGAAGAGGCCUUAUCUGAAAUUUUUAGUCCAUAAUUAAUGAAAGUAGCUUAUGAAUGGGUUCGAGGUAAAGAUUUUCUCCAAGUUUCUUUGUUAACAGAUGUUGAAGAAGGAAGUAUUAUUUUAAGCAUGUUGAGACUUGAUAAUUUAUUGAAGAACAUUAAAAAUAGUGCUUAGUACAUUGGUAAUAACUCUCUAUCUCUUAAAAUCGAAAGCUGCCAAGAAAAAAUGAGAAGAGAUAUUAUCUUUGCCCAAAGUCUUUAUUUAGAAGAAGACAAUUAAUGA
This is a messenger RNA of Tetrahymena thermophila SB210, 4104 nucleotides long. Its product is annotated as DEAD/DEAH-box helicase family protein. Gene Ontology annotation, cellular component: Ski complex. Gene Ontology annotation, molecular function: RNA binding; ATP binding; RNA helicase activity. The record is from RefSeq and is a predicted model, not a curated record. NCBI's taxonomy places the organism in Eukaryota, Ciliophora, Oligohymenophorea, Hymenostomatida, Tetrahymenidae. The transcript has 9 exons. Gene Ontology annotation, biological process: nuclear-transcribed mRNA catabolic process, 3'-5' exonucleolytic nonsense-mediated decay.